CGAGACAUGAGCAUCACUCUCAAUAUGAAGACUUUCCUGGUACUACUGGCGCUCUCCUGUGUUGCCACAUGUUGGUGCUAUCCUCUUCAGGAUGGUCCCGGAGGACAAGAAAAUGAAGGCCCUGGAGGUCCAGAAAAUCCAGAAAGACAAGGCCCGGGAGGUCCCGGAGGUCCCGAAGGCCCCGGAGGACAAGAAAGACAAGGCCCGGGAGGUCCCGAAGGUCCCGGAGGUCCCGGAGGACAAAAAAGACAAGGCCCCGGAGGUCCCGGAGGACAAGAAAGACAAGGCCCUGGAGGUCCCGGAGGACAAGAAAGACAAGGCCCCGGAGGUCCCGGAGGACAAGAAAGACAAGGCCCCGGAGGUCCCGGAGGUCCCGAAGGACAAGGAAGACAAGGCCCGGGAGGUCCCGAAGGCCCCGGAGGUCCCGGAGGACAAGAAAGACAAGGCCCCGGAGGUCCCGAAGGUCCCGGAGGUCCCGGAGGACAAGAAAGACAAGGCCCCGGAGGUCCCGGAGGACAAAAAAGACAAGGCCCCGGAGGUCCCGAAGGUCCCGGAGGACAAGAAAGACAAGGCCCUGGAGGUCCCGGAGGACAAGAAAGACAAGGCCCCGGAGGUCCCGGAGGACAAGGAAGACAAGGCCCUGGAGGUCCCGGAGGACAAGAAAGACAAGGCCCCGGAGGUCCCGAAGGUCCCGGAGGUCCCGAAGGUCCCGAAGGUCCCGGAGGACAAGAAAGACAAGGCCCCGGAGGUCCCGGAGGUCCCGAAGGUCCCGAAGGUCCCGGAGGACAAGAAAGACAAGGCCCCGGAGGUCCCGGAGGUCCCGAAGGUCCCGGAGGUCCCGGAGGACAAAAACGACAAGGCCCCGGAGGUCCCGAAGGUCCCGAAGGUCCCGGAGGACAAGAAAGACAAGGCCCCGGAGGUCCCGAAGGUCCCGAAGGUCCCGGAGGACAAGAAAGACAAGGCCCCGGAGGUCCCGAAGGUCCCGGAGGUCCCGGAGGACAAGAAAGACAAGGACCGGGAGGUCCCGAAGGCCCCGGAGGUCCGGAAGGUCCCGGAGGUCCCGAAGGUCCCGAAGGUCCCGGAGGUCCCGGAGGCCGAAGAUAGGCCAACACCUCCUCAACAAAGGAACUGACAAGAUGGCCCUUCUUUGAAAUAAAACCAAUGAACACUGAAA
Messenger RNA from Haliotis rufescens (red abalone), 1174 nucleotides. Its product is annotated as protein PELPK1-like. Bases 92 to 1132 code for a protein of 346 amino acids. The record is from RefSeq and is a predicted model, not a curated record. Lineage: Eukaryota; Metazoa; Mollusca; Gastropoda; Lepetellida; Haliotidae. The transcript is spliced from 12 exons.